UUUAUUUUGUAAAACCAGCUGAUUCUGACAAUGAUUGCUUUGCGUUUUUGACAAUCCUUGAAUCGACCCAACUGAUUAUUGUGAAUUGACUCUUCCGAUAUUUUCUGUUCAGCCCUGUUGACAUAUGAGGUUAAGCGGCUGCAACUGACAACGCUUGUGUCAAAACAAACUUCACGUGGAUGUAACUUGGCCUGCUCAGUUUAAUUUCCAUGCAUUAUGUCCUCGUUUUUUAUUAAACACAAACCGAAGUUUAACAAGAAGAGAAAGCCAGAAGUCCCAGCUACCAAGACAUCGGGCACUGCGAAGAAGAAAAAGGCGGUUAAGGAAGAAAGCGAUGAAGAAAUUCAAAGUGACGAUGCUUUCGUUAGUGGAGAGGAGUCAGACCCCGCCGAUCUAUUUCCGGAACCCGAGCAAGAAACAGCACAAGACAAACGAUUGAGGCUCGCGAAAAAGUACCUCGAAGAGAUCGAAAAGGAGGAGCAAAGUCGGGCGGAGGACAAGGAGGUACAUGACUUGGUUUCGCAGAGGCUGCAGGAUGAAUAUCUUGACAGCAAAGGAAAAUUACGAAAGAACAUCGCAGAUCAGUACACCGGCUACAAUGAGAAAACCAUCAAAAUUCUGAAGAAUAAACGACAGAACCUCCCGCUGACCAGCAUCGUCAUUUCCCAGAAUGGAGCCUUCAUGUUCACCGGAUGCAAAACUUCGUUCGUGGUUAAGUGGAGUGUCCCGUCGGGUGAGAAAUUGGGAUUUUUCGAUUGCUUAAGUCACGUAGAACAGAUAAAUGGGAAUAAACGAAGACCACACAUUCUCGCGAUGGCUCUGUCGUCGGAUAUGAGGUUCCUGGCGCUGGCAGAUGGUGGGAACAACAUACAAAUAUGGUGCCCCGAUAAGUUAACGCACAUAAAGAACUUCAAAGGACACAGGGACGUUGUUACGGCUUUGACAUUCCGCAAGGACACCCACCAACUGUAUUCGGCCAGCAAAGACCGAUCGGUGAAGAUUUGGUCGUUGGAUGAGAUGGCGUACAUCGAAAGUUUAUUCGGUCACCAAGCGGCAAUCACUGGCAUCGAUGCCCUAUCCCGCGAAAGAGCAAUAACAUCCGGUGGCACCGACUGCAGUAUAAGGAUAUGGAAGAUAACGGAGGAGUCCCAGCUUAUCUACAACGGCCAUAAAGGCAGUAUCGAAACAGUGAAGCUGAUCAACGAUGAGAACUUUGUGUCUGGAGGCGAUGAUGGCUCUCUCUGCCUGUGGAGCGCCUUGAAAAAGAAACCUCUUCACAUCCAAACACUUGUCCACGGAAGCCAGGAAAACGGCGAGGCAAACUGGAUUACUGCCAUCGCGACACUCUUGAAUACAGAUCUCCUGGCGUCUGGGUCUUGUGAUGGAUUCAUUCGCGUCUGGCGAACACUGAACAACGGCAAGACCCUUAAGGAGCUGUUCGCUAUUCCAAUGUGUGGUUUUGUUAAUAGUUUAGCCUUCACAAAUGAUGGUCGGUACUUGAUUGCGGCCGUGGGCCAGGAACAUCGACUGGGUCGAUGGUGGAGGAUAAAAGAAGCGAAAAAUUCUAUUGUUAUUAUAGAGUUAAAUAAAAAGGAAUCUAGUUGACGUUUUUAA
Molecule: messenger RNA, 1614 nt
Organism: Hermetia illucens (black soldier fly)
Lineage: Eukaryota; Metazoa; Arthropoda; Insecta; Diptera; Stratiomyidae
Gene: U3-55K
Product: U3 small nucleolar RNA-interacting protein 2
Exons: 4
Coding region: 217-1605 (462 amino acids)
Cellular component (GO): small-subunit processome
Molecular function (GO): snoRNA binding; protein binding
Source: RefSeq, a predicted model, not a curated record